Messenger RNA from Chrysochloris asiatica (Cape golden mole), 975 nucleotides. RefSeq names its product integrin-binding sialoprotein (gene IBSP). The transcript has 6 exons. NCBI's taxonomy places the organism in Eukaryota, Metazoa, Chordata, Mammalia, Afrosoricida, Chrysochloridae. The record is from RefSeq and is a predicted model, not a curated record. Gene Ontology annotation, cellular component: extracellular region. Gene Ontology annotation, biological process: bone mineralization; extracellular matrix organization; cell adhesion. The coding region runs from base 1 to 975 and encodes 324 amino acids.
AUGAAGACCACCUUAAUUUUGCUGAGCCUUUUAGGAAUGGCAUGUGCUUUCUCAAUGAAAAAUUUAUAUCGAAGAGCCAAGUUGGAGGAUUCUGAAGAAAAUAGGGUCUUUAAAUUCAGGCCACAAUAUUAUCUUUACAAGCAUGCCUUCUUUUAUCCUCCUCUGAAACGGUUUCUAGUUCAGGGCAAUAGUGACUCAUCUGAAGAAAAUGGAAACGGUGAUAGUUCAGAAGAGGAGGAGGAAGAAGAGGAGUCUUCAAAUGAAGAAGAAAAUGAGGAGAAUGAAAAUUCUAAUGGAAAUGAAGAUGAAGACUCUGAGGCUGAGAACACUACACUUUCUACUACAACACUUGGGUAUGGAGAGGAGAAUACACCUGGAACAGGGAGCAUAGGAUUAGCUGCAAUCCAGCUUCCUAAGAAGACUGGAGAUACAGGAAACAUUUCCGAAAAGGAGGAAAGUGAUGAAGAAGAAGAGGAAGAAGAAGAGAAUGAAAAUGAAGAAAAUGAAGAAAAUGAAGCUGAAGUGGAUGAAAAUGGGCAAGGCAUAAAUGGCACCAACACCAACAGCACAGAUGUAGAAAAUGGCAAUGGUAGCAGUGGUGGAGACAAUGAAGAAGAAGGAGGUGAAGAAGAAAGUGUCACUGAAGCUAAUGUGGAAGGUACCCCAAUGAAUGGAGAACAGAACAAUGGUGGCUUGAAAACAACCACCUCUCCAAAUGCUGUGUUUGAACCCACAACACUACGACAGAUCCAUGUGACCACAACCGCACCAUUUGGAGAAACCACCACUACUGGGUAUGAGGGUGAGUAUGAGCAAACAGGCACCAAUGAAUACGAUAAUGGAUAUGAAGUCUAUGAAAAUGAGAAUGGAGAACCUCGUGGGGACAAUUACCGAGCCUAUGAAGAUGAGUACAGUUACUUCAAAGGGCAAGGUUAUGAUGGCUAUGAUAGUCAUAAUUAUUACUACAACCAGUGA